AUGGCGCAGCGCACCGGCCCCGACUGCCCCCGUGGCUGGCUCCUGGCGACUCUCCUCUGCCUCAGCCUGGCCGACUUGGCAGCGACCUCGCCGCUGCCUUCCUCCUGGCCCAAUCUGAAUGACUGCCUGAAUGUUUCCAAAGCCCUGGUAACCGCCGCGAGGGACGCGCUGCACCAGCUGGAGGAGCUUGGCACACUAGGAUUUGAAUGUACCCUUGAAGAGGUUGAUCUUGAAGAUAUCACUAAGAAUAAAAUCAACACAAUUAAGGCUUGUAUGUCAGAAGAGUCAAAGACUGAAAAUUGUCCUAAACUGAAAAGAGCUGAUUUUGAUAAGAUUGAGUGCCUGCGAGGUAUCAAUGAAGACCUGAAGGCUUACAAGGCAGAGUUCAAGAAUUUCAAUAACCAGAAGAUGCUGGCUGCUAUUGACAAAUUGAUACAGGCUGUGAAAAUUAACAAUGCAAGUGUGGAGCAACCCUCUGCAAACAGAGGAUCAGCCUCUUUCAAAGAGAGAAUGAGGUUAUGUAGUGUUCUCCAUGCUUUCACAAUUCGCACUGUGACCAUAACCAAGAUGCUGAACUACUUGAAUUCUCCUGGAAGCUCAUCAUAA
Molecule: messenger RNA, 606 nt
Organism: Gopherus evgoodei (Goodes thornscrub tortoise)
Lineage: Eukaryota; Metazoa; Chordata; Testudines; Testudinidae
Gene: IL12A
Product: interleukin 12A
Exons: 6
Coding region: 1-606 (201 amino acids)
Biological process (GO): immune response
Cellular component (GO): extracellular region
Molecular function (GO): interleukin-12 receptor binding; growth factor activity
Source: RefSeq, a predicted model, not a curated record